Molecule: messenger RNA, 848 nt
Organism: Leptinotarsa decemlineata (Colorado potato beetle)
Lineage: Eukaryota; Metazoa; Arthropoda; Insecta; Coleoptera; Chrysomelidae
Product: kinesin-like protein KIF13A
Source: RefSeq, a predicted model, not a curated record
GAAUAUGGACAAAAUUUGCGCAGUCCAUACAAAACGAGUAUUACAGCGCAAUGUCCAAUAUUGCGUUCUCGAAUAUGGCGAAAGUUGUGAAUUUACGUGUUGUGAUAAGUGCUACCUUGUGACUUACUAUGUUUGAAAAUGGAUAGUAAAGUUAAUAUUUAUACAAAGAAAGUGUGAUAAUAGUGUAAAUAUACGUAUUUGUUGUUAAUUAAGUGAGAAAAACAAAAAUGUCUACAGAUAAAAUAAAAGUUGCUGUUCGACUCCGUCCUUUUAACAGAAGAGAACGUGAUUUGGGGACGCAGUGUGUUGUCGAAAUCGAAAAUCAACAAACAAUUGUACACCAACCGACAACUUUGGAUAAAUUGGAAAGGAAACAACCUAAAACAUUUGCAUUCGACCAUUGUUUUUGCUCCGUGGACCCAAAUAGAAAGGACUUCGCUUCUCAAGACGUCGUCUUUGACUGUUUGGGACGUGAUAUCCUCGAUAAUGCAUUUCAAGGAUAUAAUGCUUGUAUUUUUGCAUACGGACAGACCGGAUCUGGAAAAUCAUACACGAUGAUGGGUUCACAGGACGACAAGGGCAUCAUACCGAGACUAUGCGACUCAUUAUUUGGUCUUAUAGCAAAACGACAAAGUUCAGAAUUAACAUAUAAAGUUGAAGUCAGUUAUAUGGAAAUCUACAAUGAGAAGGUGCACGAUUUACUGGAUCCCCAAACAAAUAAGCAAUCACUAAAAGUAAGGGAACACAAUGUUCUAGGUCCGUACGUCGAUGGACUUUCACAGCUGGCUGUGACAUCGUUUCAGGUGAGCCAAAAAGUUAAUUACAAAACUUAAAAGACGAACUGUAUA